AUGGUCAACGGCCAUAUUGCCCCACCGUCUCAUACAUCACAUCGCGUUCAAGAUGGGCGCCUUCGCCUCUCGUGCUUCUCGCCCGUCAGAUACACUCUCGUCUUCCACGCCGAACCGCAGUUCGUGGACACGGUCAAGCAGGCCGUCUUCGCUGCUGGCGCCGGCCGCUAUCCCAACUACAGCGAAUGUUGCUGGACCGCCAACGGCACCGGCCAGUUUCGACCAGUCGGCGCUGCCAACCCACAUACCGGCGAGGUUGGCGUCCUAGAAAAGAUUGAAGAGCUGAGAGUCGAAAUGUUGUGUGAUAGCGAGGAGACGGCCAGGAAAGCUGUCGAAGCUCUCAAGAAAGCACACCCCUACGAGGAGCCAUCAUAUGCCGUUUAUAAGCUGGAGGAUUUCUGA
Messenger RNA from Sordaria macrospora k-hell, 402 nucleotides. RefSeq lists its product as uncharacterized. The record is from RefSeq and is a predicted model, not a curated record. NCBI's taxonomy places the organism in Eukaryota, Fungi, Ascomycota, Sordariomycetes, Sordariales, Sordariaceae.